GUUGAUAAAGAUUUCGAAGAAGAGGAACGUCGAUUUAAAAGUCUUGAGUCAAAAUGUGAGAAAUUACAUAAAGAGGCGAAAGGAUACUUGGAUUCUUUGCGUGCUAUAACUAGCGCACAAUCACGUAUAGCAGAGACUAUUGAACAUUUUUAUGAAGAUUCAACCGAUGAUUCAUUGGCUGGAAAGAAAUAUAAGAAUACUAUAGACCGUAUUGAACAAGAUUGUCGUGAAUACUUGCGUGCUAAAGUACGCAAGUUAGUCGAUAAGCCAUCAGAUGAUGCCAAUAAAUUACCAAGGGCUGAACAAGCUGCUAAUGAAGCUCGUGAGAUUUACGAAUCAUUGAAUACUCAACUAGUUAAUGAAUUACCUAGAUUAAUAGAUCUUCGA
Messenger RNA from Dentiscutata heterogama, 387 nucleotides. NCBI's taxonomy places the organism in Eukaryota, Fungi, Glomeromycota, Glomeromycetes, Diversisporales, Gigasporaceae. The record is from the annotation of a GenBank genome assembly.